ACUGUAUAACAUUGGAGCGAGCCGACAAGAGAGGAGGCGGACCCGAGCGCGACAAUUGUUAUAAAAUAGCGCACACACUAGACCUCACUGAGAAUUCGCUCUGGAAGAAUGGAAAUCGCUUCAGGACCGAUCAGUUCGUGCUCUAAAGAGCAACUUAAAAUCUACCAAACUUGGUUCAACUUCGCUGAUUCAGAUCGUGAUGGCCGUUUGACUGGGAAUGACGCGACCAGCUUUUUUGCCAUGUCCAACUUAUCGAAGCAUGAACUCAAGCAGGUUUGGGCAAUUGCUGAUUCCAAGCGACAAGGGUUUUUAGGUUUCAAGGAGUUUACCACUGCAAUGCAGUUGAUCUCUUUCGCCCAAGAAGGAUAUGAACUAACCUCAGAACUCCUUAAAAGCACAGUUAGUUUGGAAACACUGAAUCCUCCGUAUAUGGAAGGUUUGGAUGCUUUACUGGAAAAAAAUAAAGGUCCAGUAUCAAAUGGCAAUUAUGAAACCAAUGGAAAUAUACAGGUGCAACCAACACCACCGAAGAGUUUGUUUAGCACACACUCUAAAAAGAAGAACAAUAUUUCUCUCACUGCUGUUACUUCAGUGAUUGACGGCUUGAAGAUACUGUACAAUGAGAAGCUAAAGCCUCUAGAAGCUACUUACCGAUUUAAUGAUUUUGUAUCCCCUUUUCUGACUAGUAGUGAUUUUGAUGCCAAGCCCAUGGUCAUGCUUUUGGGUCAGUACUCAACUGGAAAAACCACAUUUAUAAAACACUUGCUCCAAUGCAGCUAUCCAGGUGCUCAUAUUGGACCUGAGCCAACUACUGACCGGUUUAUUGUUGUUAUGUCUGGGCCCGACGAAAGGAGCAUUCCUGGAAAUACUAUUGCAGUUCAUGCAGACUUGCCUUUUACUGGUUUGACUACAUUCGGUGGAUCAUUUUUGUCGAAGUUCGAGUGUUCUCAAAUGCCACAUCCACUGCUUGAACAUAUAACAUUUGUGGACACUCCUGGGGUUUUGUCUGGAGAAAAGCAACGCACCCAGAGAAGCUAUGAUUUUACAGGUGUCAUAUCAUGGUUUGCAGCAAAAUGCGACUUAAUACUCCUUCUAUUUGAUCCUCAUAAGCUUGACAUCAGUGAUGAGUUCAAGCGGGUUAUAUCAUCGUUACGUGGUAAUGAUGACAAAAUACGUGUUGUCUUGAAUAAAGCUGAUCAAGUAGAUACUCAGCAGUUGAUGAGAGUUUAUGGUGCACUAAUGUGGUCACUUGGAAAAGUUCUGAACACUCCAGAGGUCUCACGUGUCUAUAUUGGAUCAUUCAAUGACAAGCCGGUGAAUGAAGCAGCUGCUGGUCCAGUAGGAAAGGAACUUUUUGAGAAAGAGCAAGAUGACCUCCUGUUAGAUCUGAUCGACAUACCAAAGAAAGCUUGUGAUCGCCGGAUCAAUGAGUUUGUGAAACGUGCUAGAGCUGCCAAGAUCCACGCCUACAUAAUGAGCCAUCUCAAAAAGGAGAUGCCUGCAUUAAUGGGAAAAGCUAAAACACAGCGACGGCUAAUGGACAAUCUUGAAACUGAAUUUGAAAAGGUUCAGAGAGAAUACCAUCUCCCAGCUGGGGAUUUUCCCAAUGUCGAGCACUUUAGGGAGGUCUUGAGUCGUUAUAACAUUGAUGAUUUUGAGAAACUGAAGCCCAAGAUGAUUCAGGCUGUUGAUGACAUGCUUGGCUAUGACAUCCCAGAGCUAUUGAAAAAUUUUAGGAACAUUUAUGAUUAAAAUGGUU
Molecule: messenger RNA, 1759 nt
Organism: Sesamum indicum (sesame)
Lineage: Eukaryota; Viridiplantae; Streptophyta; Magnoliopsida; Lamiales; Pedaliaceae
Product: EH domain-containing protein 1
Biological process (GO): endocytosis; endosomal transport
Cellular component (GO): plasma membrane; cytoplasm
Molecular function (GO): GTP binding; calcium ion binding; protein binding
Source: RefSeq, a predicted model, not a curated record